AUGGGGCGACAGGCCAACGGCGCCGUGACUGUAACGGACGGAGAGACGGUGCUGUACUGCACGGUGUGUGCGUCAGAGGAGGAGAGUGAACCUUCAGACUUUGUGCCGCUCUCUGUGAGCUACCAGGAGAGAUUCAGCGCUGGGGGGCGCACCAGUGGGGGCUACUUCAAGCGGGAAGGACGGCCUAAAGACCACGAGAUUCUGGUGUCUCGUCUUAUUGACCGCCCGCUACGUCCCAUGGUGGCUAAGGGAUUCAACCACGAAGUGCAGGUCCUCUCGUGGCUGUUCAGCUACGAUGGGGAGCACAGCCCCGAUGCCCUUGCCAUCACCGCUGCUGGAGCUGCUCUGGCUGUGUCAGAUAUCCCCCUGGCAGGCAUAGUAGCGGGGGUGCGCAUGGGCAUGGUGAAUGGCGCUCUGGUCGUCAACCCCACCAACCAGCAGCUGCAAGGGUCGCCUCUAGACCUGGUGGUGGCUGGCACGACUGACUCGGUUCUCAUGAUAGAGGGCUACUGCAACCUCCUGUCGGAGGAGCAGCUGCUGGAGGCUGUCGCAGCAGGGCAGAAAGCCAUCAGUGCCAUCUGUCACGGCUUGCACAAGUGGACCCAGGAGGUUGAAGGAGUCUCAAAGCCCAAGCUCACUGCCGCCAUCCAUGCCCCACCGGCGGACCUGCUGGGUCGGCUGGAGGGACUGGUGGGGGCGGAUUUGGAAGCGGCGCUGAGGAUCGAGGGGAAGAAGCAGCGGGGGGUGGCGAUCAAGGCGGUUGAAGAGAAGGUGCUGGGGGCGCUCACAAAGGCGGGGCAGGCCGCCACUAAGCAGGCAGCAAAGGAGGAGGACGAGGAAGCAGAGCUGGCAGAGGAGGAGGGGCUGGUGGUUCCCGCAGGGGAUGUGGACGAGGGGGAGGUGCAUGUUAAAGGCACAGGGGUGGGAACUGGGGUGGGGAAGGCAGUGGGGAAGGGGAAGGGGAGGGCGGAUGUGGUGGAGGUGGCAUAUGACCCGGUGGAUGUGAAGAAGCAGCUCAAGGAGCUGACUUCUCUCAUCAUGCGACGUAUCAUUGUCACGGAGGGUCGUCGCAGUGAUGGGCGGGGAACCAGUGACGUGCGGCCCAUCGAGUCGGCCUGUGGCGUUCUGCCACGUGUGCAUGGCAGUGCACUGUUCACCCGAGGGGAAACACAGGCACUGGCAGUGGCGACACUGGGAGGGGAGGACAGCGCGCAGCGAUUGGACCACCUGACUGCCACGUCAGAGCUCAAGCGGUUCUACCUGCAGUACACCUUCCCACCUUCUUCAGUCGGCGAAACCGGACGUGCCGGGUUCACCAGUCGCAGGGAGGUUGGCCACGGGGCUUUAGCUGAACGGUCGCUGGAGCCAGUGCUGCCAGAUGCGGCAGGUUUCCCCUACACCGUGCGGGUGGAGUCCACCAUCACAGAGAGCAACGGCUCCUCUAGUAUGGCGUCUGUCUGUGGAGGGUGUCUCGCAAUGCUGGAUGCAGGAAUUCCGCUCCGUGCGCCAGUGGCCGGGGUGGCAAUGGGGCUCGUUCUGCACACGGAGCAGACAGGAGGGGACGGCACUCCGGUCAUCCUCACGGACAUUCUGGGGUCAGAGGAUGCGCUGGGGGACAUGGACUUCAAGGUGGCGGGCAGUGCCAAGGGGGUGACCGCGUUUCAGAUGGAUAUUAAAGUGCAAGGGAUUACCAUUGAUGUCAUGCGCACUGCUCUUGAGAGGGCCAAGCAGGGACGGCUGCACAUAUUGGGUGAGAUGGCAAAAGCUCAUCCUCCCCCGUCCAACCGCCUCUCGCUAUACGCUCCCCGAUGCGAAUCCAUCCAGGUUGACCCAGAGAAGGUGAAUCUCAUCAUUGGCAGCGGUGGAAAGACUAUAAAGAGUAUAAUCGAGGAGUCUGGAGUCGACUCAAUCAACAUCGAGGAUGGGGGACAGCUGCGCAUAUACGCGCGGUCGGAGGCGGCACUGGAGCUGGCAAGGGCGCGCAUAGAGGGGCUCACGAUGGUGCCGGAAGUGGGGCAGAUCUAUCG
Molecule: messenger RNA, 2027 nt
Organism: Closterium sp. Naga37s-1
Lineage: Eukaryota; Viridiplantae; Streptophyta; Zygnematophyceae; Desmidiales; Closteriaceae
Source: the annotation of a GenBank genome assembly